UAAGGAAUAGAAUAAAAUAUGAGUAGUAAGGUGAAGAAAGAGAAGAAGAGGAAUAAAAGUCUUGAAAAUUUAAAGAUAAUAGUUGAUCAUGCACAUUUGUCCAAAUUGAGGCCGUUGACAAUUUAUUGAAUAGGGAAGGGCAAUUUCUCGCAAGUCUAUCAAUUUGAUAUAAUAAUUCCAAAGAGAAUCAGGGCAGAGGAGGUUAGCAAUCAGAUUGAUGAUGUCGCAGAGCAGCAUGAACAAAAGUUCCUUCAACAACAGAUUCAGGAAGAUAUUCCUAAGAUGAGGAAAAGGAUUGAGAUGUUCAAUCAAAACUUAUCAGAGGAUGAAUUGGUUGACAAACAAAUGGAAAAUAUUUUAUCCCAUCCGUUGGUGUACAAAGAUCUUCCAAGUUUAGUAGUCGAUCUUAGGUUCAAAAGUUUUCUAAAUCUAGAAUUAAGGAAUGUGUUCAACCAGAGUGGAGAUAUUGUAAACUCCUUUGCAGAUGUGAAGUACAACGACAAAUGCAUUUUUCUGACAGAUGAUAAGACUUUAUUAAAAAGAAAGAAAGAAUUAUUCAUAUUUACAUCUUGUUUCCACACAAAAAUGUACCUGAAAGAGAUCAUUCCCAUCGAUCUACUCGAUAACUUUAGAGAUGAUGGAACCCAAAUUCUGGAGAUCGAGGAUAUUCCAACAGAAGAUUGCGAACUUGACGAAGGCAAGUAUGAUGGAUAUUAUCAAAGCAUUGAUCCCUUCAAGAUGAUGAAUGAAAAGUUAGCAUUAAUUAGGAUAUUGAAAAAGCCACAAAGACUUCUUCUCGAACGUCUAGUUUCGGUUCCAAACAUUACAAAGCUCCCUCAGAUUGGAGCUAAUAUCAAGUUUUUGUCUAGUAAGAUUGAGAAGUGAAGAGAAAAUAAUGUAAACACUCAGAAAUCUUUGCAAAAUUCAAAGCUUCAUCAAAGUAUUUAUGAGAAGAUAGAAAAUCAUCCAACUUUAAAGACAUUCGAUAUGCUCAAGAAAAGUAAGAAUAACAAAAAUUUGAAAGGCCAUAAGACAACAAGAAUCUCAAAGAAGUCAUCUAUUCUUAAAUGAGGCAAAGAGAUCAUUCCCAAAAUGACCGAGGAUUACAAGCUUCCAAGGAACAUGUCAACCGUUAUUCUCAAAGAAGAUGGCUCUGACGGUCUGAUAGAUACUCGAUAUAAAAAGAAAUGGCUAAGCGAGCUAGAACAGAAAGAAAUACAGAGCAAGCAUAAUUUCCCGAAUAUUCUCAAAAAUACUGUCAUUGUGGAUUCUCUAAAGGCAGCUAAUAAGUAUCACCAGGAUAAGAUAGAAAAAGACUAUGUAGCCAAGAGAGAACAUGUAGAUUCAAGAGAGAGAAAGCUUACUGCUUUACGAAUUCAUAAAUAAGGUAAAAGCUUCAGACCUGAAGAAGAGCAUGAGAUACCUUGACAAGCUCGAAGACAGACUUAAUAACUCUUCUCGUGAGUUUGAAGUUACUACUCGAAUGAACUUGAAACAGAAGGAGAUUAAUAAGAUGAUGAAGCAAUUUAAGAAAAAGUACUCUAAGAUGAAAAUUUCUGAAAAACAAAGCGCAGGAAUUGCAAUUUCCUCAACUGUAGAUAAUUCUUCCAAGAAUACUUCACGAAUCACCCCUGCAACAAUGCAGCAGAUAGUCAUAAGUAUAAACAACUCAAGCAUGAAGAAGAAGCCUAAGAAGAAAAAGACUAAAAAGCCUUAUCAAGCCGAUUCCUUUAAAUAUGCUCAAUCAAUGUUAGAUCUUUCUGAUAAUAUCAUCAAUGUUGCUGGCUCUACUAGCUCCAAAAUAAAAUGCGGAGAAAAUAAAUCUGAACUGACUGAAGACCAAGUCUACGAUAGUACAAAAGUCAUGGUUGAAAUCCUCAAGCCAAACUUGACAAAGCAGACAAACACUUAGCUGUUAUAACUCGACUUAACUUUCAAUUAAAA
Moneuplotes crassus is the source of this 1944-nucleotide messenger RNA. The record is from the annotation of a GenBank genome assembly. NCBI's taxonomy places the organism in Eukaryota, Ciliophora, Spirotrichea, Euplotida, Euplotidae.